AGAUUGUGCGCUAUGACUUAACCUCGCGUACAACAUUGAACGAAUGCUGUAAAAAUUGUGCUGAAAAGUAUCAGUUCUGGAAUAAUAAAAUAUUUCUGUUGUCGAACACUGUUGUGAGACAUUCGUUGAGGAAACGGGCCCACCAUUUGUAUUUCUAUUCUUGGAACACUCAGAAGCUACUGAGUUGAAACAUUGUUUCCAGUAGACCAAGUCACGCUCCUGAUUAUUGGGUAGAGCUCUGCUUGUUCAGUGUGUGUGGGGAGCAGUGAGGAUGACGGAGUACAAGUUGGUGGUGGUGGGGGCUGGAGGUGUGGGGAAGAGUGCACUCACCAUCCAGCUCAUCCAGAACCACUUUGUGGAUGAAUACGACCCCACCAUAGAGGACUCAUACAGGAAGCAGGUGGUGAUUGAUGGGGAGACGUGUCUGCUGGACAUCCUGGACACUGCAGGUCAGGAGGAGUACAGCGCUAUGAGGGACCAAUACAUGAGGACAGGGGAGGGCUUCCUCUGUGUUUUCGCCAUCAACAACACCAAGUCCUUCGAGGACAUCCACCAGUACAGGGAACAGAUCAAACGUGUGAAAGACUCUGACGACGUGCCCAUGGUCCUGGUGGGUAAUAAAUGUGACCUCCCAUCGCGUACUGUGGACACGCGGCAAGCACAGGAAUUGGCCCGCAGCUACGGAAUUCCCUACAUCGAGACCUCUGCCAAGACACGACAGGGGGUAGAGGACGCCUUCUACACGCUAGUGAGAGAGAUCAGGCAGCACAAGCUGAGGAAGCUCAACCCUCCGGAUGAGAGUGGACAGGACUGCAUGAGCUGCCGCUGUGUGGUGUCGUGAUGGAGGUUACCAGUUCGGGGUGAGGAGUGGACCUAGUGGCAGAAUGGACUUAAAGAAUGAUGGUGGAGGAUGAAACAACAACAAACUUUGAAACUGAAGAGUACAGUCUAAGAAAAGCAGAUGCACCACCAGGCUGACUGUACCAUAGACAUUGGGGAGAGGGGGAUCUUGCCCCUGCCAGGCCAUGACAUGCUAGACUAGGCUGUCUGUCCCCUCUUUGAGUCCAUGUCUGCCAGAGCAACACCACUAAUGACUGUUUCUCACCAGUGUGAUCAUGCUGGGCAGCUCCAAUGAGUUCCUGCUAAGUUAUUGUUUUACAGUCUCAACACUGGUCUUAAAGGGAGGUGUCACCAAUCCAAUCCCUGGUGAGUCCCCUUCACCAACACCUCAAAACCCUGAUUUUACAUUUGACCCCCUGAAAAGACUGGACAGUAGUAGCCUAAAUCCCCAUCCCUAAUUUAACCUCCCCCCAGCCUCCUUGUUCCUCUCUAGAGGGGCUCUGCAGUAACCUCAUUAUUACGGAUACAAAUAUGGGGACGGUGCAUGACAAGACACGCCAGAUAGGAUUUUUUUAUUUUAUUUUUACGGUUAGUCUAGCGGUCAAACCCAAUUAUUAUUUUUAUUAUUAUUUUAUUUUUUUACACCUUUUUUUAAAGUGACUUUUUUUGUGAGCGACGGUUUUGAAGGUGAUCAUACUCGGCACUGUAAAGUAAGCCAGGAUGUUUAUUUCGUGUGAUGGGCUGUUGCUAUUUUAAGACCUGUCACCGUGAGGAAGUCCUUAUUCGGGCCCUUACGUGGGCAUGGCUGUGGAUCAGACCGAUGGAUUGACUCAUUUUCCCAGAGUGCCAUUUCCUUCCCCCACAGACGUGUGUGCGCGCACAUGUCAGUGUGCUAAAGAGUUCUCUUUGUGGAGUAAUAUAGUAAUCGAUAUUGUAGGUUCUGGUGCAAUAGGAAUGUUUACUGUCUGACUAGGUUUAAGAAUUGGGAAUAAACCAUCUCUCAUCCCUAUUUAUUAUUUGCUUGUAUUUCUUGGGUGGAGAAGGGAGGGGUACAUGAGGGAUAUUUUACUUGCUGUUGCCUUCAAGGUUUGGCGGAAUGAUAGUUGGAAGGAUGGGAGACUAAUGUCAUUCCUUGGUCCAUGCAGUGCCAUUAUUUACCAUGGGAUGGUUAUGUAGUGAAAGAUUCUUCUUGCACAGCCUUUCAGGGAAGUGGAACAAAAUACCCUUUGAGAUUGUGGUAUUUUAAGACACUGGUGGCAUUAAUUUCUUUCCUAUUCCUUUGCUUAGACAACUGUAUGUUGUUUAGUAUAGUUUGACAUUUCUAGAUUGUAAGUAUCGGUCCUCACUGUGUUUUCAAGGCUCAGGAAACGGGAAUGUCUAGAAAUGUCUCGCCUUUGUAUCUUAUGUUCCAGGAUGAAAUGUGUGAAAUUGAAAUUCUAAUGCACAAGACCUGCCUUAAAUUACUGGUAAUAUGUGGGAUAAAACUGUUUUGGCCUCAUAAAAUAACCUUCUCUCCCAUUCUACUCGCUACUGCCUCAGUUGGAUCUUUGGUUCCCUAAGAAGAUAAUUUGAUUCAAGCUAGUCAUGUACGAGCCAACUUCCUUUGCAAGAAAAGUUAGCGGAAAACGUUCUUCAUUUUAGGGGUUCUCUUGUGAUAUUUCUCAAUAUUACAUUUUAGUCAUUUAGCAGACGCUCUUAUCCAGAUAUGUGUAGGUAGACCUACUAGCGUUUGCGCUCUCUACAACACUAACCGCAGCAUAGGGCUGCCAAUACAAAUGAACACUGCUUGGUCCUGUUUAACUUGCCUUAUUAUUUGUUAGCUAGUACUUCAUGCCUUAGAGUAGUGAACACCUGAAGCAGGUGUUUCUGUGGUGGUCUGUGUCUGCUUUCCUCUGUGGAUAACUGUUGUGAAUCACUGGUGGCGAUUGGAGAUUUGCUCCUUCUGGGAUUUGUUUAUCUUUCCCUUGACUAACAGACAUGAGGAAAAACGAACUCUGAAACAGUCCAACCAGAUAAGAUUCUGUACAGCAUGCCCUGUCUCAUUAGCUAAUGGUUUUUGUGUGUGUUAGUCCAAACUAAGUUUCUUUAAUUAUGGCAAUCUUAAUUCAAUAAGUGUUCUUUUUACCGUAUAAGAGCCACUGGCUUUUUAUUUCCCCCUCCCUGUUUUUGAAGGUACUUACCCCCACAGUUCAGCCACAGUGACCCAUAUACUGUACAUUGAUGCCUCAUUAGACUUCAGUCAAAGCCAACACCUUGACCUCUUGUCUAGAAGAUAGACCUUAACAUUGGAAAAUAAUCACUUUAUUCUGUCGCUAGAAAUGCUUAAUUUCACUGACUUUUUGCUGCUAUCAUACAUGUGAGUGGUGUUCCUUAGUAUACGUACAGUACGUGCUCUUGUAUGUGGUUUUCCAGGAGCUGCCCCCCUCCAACAAACACUCUCUUCUGAAUUACCCCCAUCUUACCUGAACACAAUUACACCAGUUGGAAUGUAAGAGUUUUUUGACCUGCUCCCUUCACCAUGAGGGCCCUGCAGUCAGACAAUACUCUGGCUCUGUCUGGGUGGAACACCUCUACUGUGUUGUGUGGACCACAGAUUAUAUUCUGGAGCUCUGAGGGAUUCAGGGAUGAUGUUGGUCUUCUGUGUGUUUUAUUCUCAAUUUAUUGUUGAUGAUUUUGGGGUCUGAAAAAAAGUGUUUUUAACAGAAAAUAUUAUUUGUGUUGUAUUAGUAUAGGGCACUCCAUAACUGUAAAGAUACUCUGUACCUUGAAAAAUAAAUAGCCAAUCUUAAACAAAUGUAGAUCUUUGUCCCCAUAGUGAUCUACUGUGUAAUGUUAAACAAAUCAGACCUGCUAUGUAACUUGUUUAUCAAGUAGACCUCUGGUGUUAGAUGUGAACUGUACAGUUGUCUGAACUAUAGUUGGCUGUUAUAUUCUACAUCUCACACAAUGUCCCUUGUCUGUCUAUACUCUGUGCUUUGACUGACUGGCAGCUUUGGGCACACAUCGAAAUGCUUAGAAACUGGACAUCAAUUGUCAUUGAGGAAUACAAGACCAGCAGGCCAUCGGUAAUCAUGUCUGAAGGGAGACUUUUGGGGACAAAAACAUGGACAUUGGGGGGUUUUGCCCAAGGACUGAAACCAAAAAGGGCUUGCUUGUAGUGUGAACAUGUGAGAGAGGAUGUGGGUUUGGAAGUUUGAUUGUGAAAAUAUCAACUGUUUUAACUAUUUAAGAUGUAUUUACUCUUUAACAAAAUGGCAACUGUGCAGCAGGACAGGAAUAAAGGUGUCAAGAUGAACUUA
Molecule: messenger RNA, 4139 nt
Organism: Salvelinus namaycush (lake trout)
Lineage: Eukaryota; Metazoa; Chordata; Actinopteri; Salmoniformes; Salmonidae
Product: GTPase HRas
Exons: 6
Coding region: 272-841 (189 amino acids)
Biological process (GO): Ras protein signal transduction
Cellular component (GO): plasma membrane
Molecular function (GO): GTP binding; GDP binding; GTPase activity
Source: RefSeq, a predicted model, not a curated record